Messenger RNA from Psylliodes chrysocephalus, 641 nucleotides. The record is from the annotation of a GenBank genome assembly. NCBI's taxonomy places the organism in Eukaryota, Metazoa, Arthropoda, Insecta, Coleoptera, Chrysomelidae.
UGAAAAGCAAGUUCAAUUCCCUUAUUCCCGAUUCUAAUCCAGGUUGACCUCUGGCUAUUGCAAUUUUUCUGCUCAGGAGACCGUGACAUAGUGUAUUUAAGCAGUUGCCUUAUCCGCCCUGGUACAGUGUGAAAAUAUUCGUCUGUUAGGUCCCUUUAUUUUAUUGUAUAAAAUGCCCUCUCCAAUAAAAUGGCUACUGCUAUUAAUGGUUACAAUACGCGCGCAGGAUCCUCGAAAAAGGACACUGCUGUUCUGUCAAACCCAUGAUUCACAAUCGCAAUCGUUCAGAACCGUUGCUGAAAAUGUUAUUUGCGGUACAGCCAACGAUAAAUACAUUUCGAAAAGGUUUGCUCUAGAUGAUAUGGCUGGACCAUUUUGGGCGAACAGAGGCAAAAAAGACCCUAUCUUCAAAAACGAACCAUUAUUUGUGGAAGAGCCAUCUUGGAUAGUCGUCAGAGUCAGAGAGGAUCCCGAAUUUCAAGAGGAACCGUUUUUUGUAUCCAGAGGCAAAAAGGAAACUGGUGGUUUGUUAAGCUCGCAAACGAGAGAUUUUUUGCAAAGCGACGCACCAUUUUUCGCCGCGAGAGGAAAGAGAUUCAGAAAUAAGCAUUAAUUUUUAAGAUUACUUAAUUUAUUACAGG